CUGCACUCGUCGAUUUGAGUUGACUGUACAAACGUAGCACCCUACCCUACGUUUUCUCAUAGACCACAUGCUGGCCUGCCAGAUUUAUCGGGUCAAGCCGUCAUCGAUGUGGAUCCAAGUUGCACGUUCACUUGGCAAGCUAGAAUAGCUGGCGCAUAAUUCGCGAUGCCUUCUACAUCGCUUGUCUUCGAGUCGCCAGGGGCUGUCUUGGAGGCUUGCCGCAGGGACACAAGGUCGCUCCUCAUCUACCAGAGCAAGGUCCUCGAUGUCAGCAAAUUCUCGCAUCCAGGACCGCAGACGUUGAUCACAAAGAACAUUGGAGCAGAUAUCACCCACGCCUUCAAUAAGCAGGGACAUUCUGACCAUGCCAAGGUUCUGUGUGACCGAAUGGUUGUCGGGACACUGGGCAAGGUCGUCCAGGGCAAAUUACUACCGAAUCCCCAUGGGGAUUCAGACUUGUUCACCUCAGAGGAGCAGGAGGUGCAUGCCAGACUCGACCAACUCAUUGACAUGAGCAAGCCCUUAAUGCCUCAGGUUCGCAAGAUGACGAAUCGAGAGUUCAAAGCGCUCAUUUCGCGGCCACGUUACAUCGAAGACGAGGAUGGGAUUCAGCUCUUUGCCGACCCCAAGCGAGACUUCAACAACAAACGAGAUUUCAGCCAAAACGUCAAGGUGCUGAUUCCAUGUAUUUGCUUUUUUGUUUGCAUGUCUUAUGUGUCCGCUUCGGACGCCCGCGAUUUCGUUUUCAAGAUGGCCGUGUACUUCUUGUCGGGUGUGGCCAUCUAGAUGCCUGCGGCAAGUUGCGCCACCGUGACCGCGCGGCGCUCAGUGUGCCGACCUCUCCGGAAGCCGCUCGGACGGGUUGCAGCAUGCAUCAGCACCCGUUGAGGCUCCAGCGUGUUGUGCCCGGCUCUCGAAACACGUGGCGUCUCCCUGUCAGCAUCACAAAAAUGCAGCGCCACACACUUUAGAAUGAUUGUCUCGAGGAAGGCGGCACUGUGUCUGUGUGUACGUG
This is a messenger RNA of Prorocentrum cordatum, 1015 nucleotides long. NCBI's taxonomy places the organism in Eukaryota, Dinophyceae, Prorocentrales, Prorocentraceae. The record is from the annotation of a GenBank genome assembly.